Messenger RNA from Corythoichthys intestinalis (scribbled pipefish), 975 nucleotides. RefSeq names its product cell surface glycoprotein 1-like. The record is from RefSeq and is a predicted model, not a curated record. The transcript has 4 exons. NCBI's taxonomy places the organism in Eukaryota, Metazoa, Chordata, Actinopteri, Syngnathiformes, Syngnathidae. Bases 127 to 975 code for a protein of 282 amino acids.
UCAUUUAUCUUACAGCAAAGUUGAAGAAUGAGCAUCACUGCGGGUGGACAAAAGUACACACGUAAGGAUGAGAAUAUAGAAAACGACACAAAAAUACAGAACUGAGGUUGGAGGACAAAAAAAAAAAUGAUUCGAGCAGCAGUGAUAUCUUUGCUGAUGCUUUACGGCACCAUGACUGUGAUGAUCACUGCAAUGCCAUUGGAUGACGCCACGCCCUCUGAAGACGCCAUGCAAUCAAAUGACGCCACGUCGUCCGAUGACGCCACGCCCCCCGAAGACCCCACACCUCCCGAAGACCCCCCGACGCCCAAAGACCCCUCAUCCCUCGUAGACCCACCAACGCCCGAAGAUCCCUCACUACCUGAAGACCCCACGCCUCGCGUAGACCCACCAACGCCCGAAGACCCCCCACCCCCCGUGGACCCACCUACCCCCGAAGACCCCCCAACGCGCGAAGAUCCCUCAUCCCCCGUAGACCCACCUACCCCCGAAGACCCCCCAACGCCCGAAGAUCCCUCAUCCCCCGUAGACCCACCAACGCCCGAAGACCCACCUACGCCUGAAGACCCCCCAACGCCCGAAGAUCCCUCAUCCCCCGUAGACCCCCCAACGCCCGAAGAUCCCUCAUCCCCUGUAGACCCACCAACGGCCGAAGACCCACCAACGCCCGAAGACCCCCCAACGCCCGAAGAUCCCUCAUCCCCCGUAGACCCACCAACGCCCGAAGACCCACCUACACCCGAAGACCCCCCAACGCCCGAAGACCCCCCACUGCCCGAAGAUCCCUCAUCCCCCGUAGACCCCCUAACGCCCGAAGAUCCCUCAUCCCCCGUAGACCCACCAACGCCCGAAGACCCCCCAACGCCCGAAGACCCACCAACGCCCGAAGACCCACCUACCCCCGAAGACCCUCCAACGCCCGAAGAUCCCUCAUCCCCCACCCCCCAACGCCCGAAGAUCCCUCAUCCCCCGUAG